Messenger RNA from Momordica charantia (bitter melon), 1808 nucleotides. RefSeq names its product glutathione gamma-glutamylcysteinyltransferase 3. The record is from RefSeq and is a predicted model, not a curated record. Lineage: Eukaryota; Viridiplantae; Streptophyta; Magnoliopsida; Cucurbitales; Cucurbitaceae. Gene Ontology annotation, molecular function: glutathione gamma-glutamylcysteinyltransferase activity; metal ion binding. Gene Ontology annotation, biological process: phytochelatin biosynthetic process; detoxification of copper ion; cellular detoxification of cadmium ion.
CAAAAGGAAAAAAGAGGACUUAUGAGAAUCCAAAUUUAGAGCAAGGCUCUUCCACUUUCUCCACCCAUAGAAUUUGCUUUCCAAAGUUGACGAUCUUUCUCUCCCAUAAUGGCGGUCGCGGGAUUUUAUCGCAGGGUUCUUCCUUCUCCUCCAGCUAUAGAAUUUGCCUCUUCCCAUGGAAAGCUGUGUGAAUUUUGCAGCGUCUCUUUACUGAGGCGCUUGGAGAUGGAACCAUGGAAGGGUUUUUCAAGUUGAUUUCUUACUAUCAAACGCAAUCCGAACCUGCUUAUUGUGGACUCGGCACCCUUGCCGUUGUCCUCAACGCACUUUCUAUUGAUCCUGGUAGAAAAUGGAAAGGUCCAUGGAGAUGGUUUGAUGACUCUAUGCUUGACUGCUGUGAACCUUUGGCAAAGAUCAAAACUGAAGGUAUCACAUUUGGAAAGGUUGCAUGUUUGGCUCGUUGCAAUGGUGCUAAAGUGGUAGCUUUUAGGACAAAUGAAAGCACCAUUGAUGAUUUUCGCAAGUAYGUGGUGUCAUGUUCUUCUUCUGAGGACUGUCAUGUGAUCACUUCCUACCAUAGGGGAGUUUUUAAGCAGACUGGAACUGGCCAUUUUUCACCAAUUGGAGGCUAUCAUGCUGGAAAAGAUAUGGUUCUCAUAUUGGAUGUUGCACGCUUCAAGUAUCCUCCUCACUGGGUUCCUCUUACCCUACUGUGGGAUGCCAUGAACACAAUUGAUGGUGCAACAGGACUACCUAGAGGGUACAUGAUUUUAUCUAGGCUUCCCAGGGGGCCGUCUAUUCUUUACACUCUGAGUUGUCAGCAUGAAGGUUGGAACAACGUUAUAAAAUACUUAACAGAAGAGGUUCCUCUACUUUUGAAAACAGAAGAUGUGAAAGAUGUACAGGAAUUACUUACUGUAGUAUUUAAAUUGCCACCUCCAAAUCUCAGACAAUUUAUUAAGUGGGUUGCAGAAGUUCGGGAGCAAGAGGAUGGGAACGUAAAAUUAAGUGUAGAGGAGAGGGGAAGACUAGCUGUCAAGGAAGAGAUAUUGGAACAACUACGAGAGACUGAACUCUUCAAACAUAUCAAACAGUGGUUGGCAUCUGGGACACUAUGCAAGGGCUUGGCAUCUUUGUUUAACAAAGAUGAAUUACCUGAAAUUGCUGCAACUGUUUGUUGUCAGGGGGCAGAAACUCUGGCCGGGAAAUCUUGUUCAGCUGAUCGAACUUUCUGCAAAACUGAUAUCCACCUUUUGAAUGGUGAAAAUGAAAAGCCAGCUGUGGUGGUGUCAGGGACUGUUGUUAGUAAGGUUACUAAACAAGGAGUAGAUAUGUUAGUACCUUUAUGUAAAACAGAAUCGAGCCAGAGUCAGAUUUCAGAUGAGUGUUGUUGUGAUUGGCCAUCUGUGAUUGAUGUGCUAACCAUACUCUUGCUCUCACUGCCUCAACAUAUUUGGUCCACCAUUAAAGAAGAGAAGUUGUUGGGAGACAUUAAGAGACUUGUUGCAGAAGACUACCUUCCUGCUAUGCUUCGGGAGGAGGUUUUGCACUUGAGACAACAAAUGCACUUUCUUAUGACUGAUCUCAGCUAAUAUUCUUCCUCGUAUUCUUCACAAAAUUGUAGAAUGACCAGUUCAUAUUUCAUUUUGUUGCGGUAGUUUAGAGAAUUUAUAGCAAUGGUAUUGGCAUUUCAGUGGAAAUAUCCAGUCUACAUGUCUCGUAAUAACUUGUUCCUCACUGAAAUUUAGUCUCAUAUUUAUAAAGACCGUAUGAUGAUCAUUAGUAAAUAAUCUUUUAUGAGUUUGGCA